Molecule: messenger RNA, 2759 nt
Organism: Mucor mucedo
Lineage: Eukaryota; Fungi; Mucoromycota; Mucoromycetes; Mucorales; Mucoraceae
Product: RHD3/Sey1
Exons: 11
Coding region: 14-2338 (774 amino acids)
Biological process (GO): endoplasmic reticulum membrane fusion
Cellular component (GO): endoplasmic reticulum
Molecular function (GO): GTPase activity; GTP binding
Source: RefSeq, a predicted model, not a curated record
UCUUCUUACUACUAUGGAAAAAAUGAAUACAGAAAAUAGACAAGAAAAGUUAGACUCGACUACAACUAAAGCAGCAACCAGCAGCAUUCCCGACUGGGAUCAUGAUGUCCAAGUCAUUCCUCGUCUUCAAGUAGUUGAUGAGCACCAAAAGUUCACAAAUGAUCUCCCGGAAUAUAUGAAGAAAUGGGGUUUAGCCGAGGCAGGGUUUAAGUAUGAUGUGGUCGCAGUAUUUGGGUCCCAGAGUACCGGAAAAAGUACUUUAUUAAACAGAUUAUUUGGUACAUCGUUUGCUGAAAUGGAUGAAAAUCAACGAAAGCAAACGACAAAGGGUAUCUGGCUUUCACGUGGACGAGGUAUGCAUGUACUAGUCAUGGAUGUGGAAGGAACAGAUGGUCGUGAGCGUGGUGAGGAUCAGGAUUUUGAGCGUAAAUCAGCCUUGUUUUCGAUGGCAACCAGUGAGGUGAUCAUUAUUAACUUGUGGGAACAUCAAGUGGGUCUAUAUCAAGGCGCCAACAUGGGUUUAUUAAAGACUGUAUUCGAAGUGAAUUUACAAUUAUUUCAAAACCAAAAAAGCAAAGAAAAAACUCUAUUAUUGAUCGUCAUCCGAGAUUUUGUCGGUUCCACUCCGUUGGAAAAUUUAGCAAAGACACUAAAGGCGGAUCUUGAAAAAAUAUGGGCAAGUUUGGCAAAGCCUGAAGGUCUCGAAGAUUGCAAAAUUACGGAUUAUUUUGAUUUCAUGUUUACUGGUUUACCACACAAGAUUUUAUUACCUGACAAAUUUGAUGAGGAAGUAGCUAAACUUCGGUUAAGAUUCAAUGAUCCUCAAGACCCUAAUUUCGUAUUUCGACCUGAAUAUCACAAACGAAUUCCCGCUGAUGGUUAUCACAUGUAUGCUUCUAGUAUUUGGGAUAAGGUUUUAACGAACAAAGAUUUGGAUUUACCAACACAACAAGAACUGUUGGCUCAGUACCGAUGCGAUGAAAUAUCAAAUGCCGCCUUUGAAGUGUUUAAAGAAAGAAUAGCUCCAUAUAAAUCAACUAUUCUUGAAAAACACCAAAUUAUUCCCGAAUUGGGUGAAAAGAUGAAAGAAAUAAGACAAGAGGCCGUGCAAUCGUUUGAUAAAAGUGCAUCUCGCUAUAACCAAACUGUUUAUCAAAAGAAACGUAUCGACAUGCUUGCAAAACUAAAUACUCAAUUGGGUGUUUAUUUCGUUGGUCAGUUAAAUAACUUGCACAAGAAAGCAGUGAUCCUAUUCGAAGAAACCCUCCAGAAAGGAUUAAGAACACCAGGAUAUAAUUUUGCUAAUGUUGUUUCUGCUUGUUUGGAUGAAGCAAACACAUUCUUUCUAAAUGGUGCCAAAGCCGUGUUGUUACCUGAAACCGAUUGGUCAUAUGCUCAUGAACAAGAACUGUUGGCGCAAGACUUCGAUGAGAUCUCGUCCAAGGCUCGCACAACAGAAUUUAAAAAAAUGAACAAGGCACUCGAGAAACAAAUCGAACUUGAACUUGCUGAUCCUGUAGCACUUGAACUAAAUCGACCAGAAGAGCAUAUGUGGCACAAGAUAAUUGACAUCUAUAACAACACUGUAGCUGAUGGUGAAAAGCUUUUAGCCAAAAAUGCAAAAAGUUUUGACUCUUCAAAGCAGGAAAUUGAAAAGUCUGUGACCGAUCUCAAGAGACAAACGUGGAUUGUUCUUCGUAAAAAAGUAGAUGAAGAAUUAGCGGAUAAUUUAUUGUUGUUAAAAUUACGAAAUAAAUUCGAAGAAGAGUUCCGUUACGACGAAACGGGAAUUCCUAGAGUUUGGAGCCCCCAAGAUGAUAUUGACUCACAUUUCAAAAAGGCUAGAGAUGAGACGUUAGCGUUGAUCAAAAUAUUCUCAAAAGUUAACCUUAGUCAAGAUCCAGAAUUUAAUGUAGAAUCAAAUGAUGACUUCGACUUCCAGCGAUCACUUGUUAUUUUAAGCGAGGCAAAACAAAUUGACAUCACAAACAGAUUUAAGCGUGAAUCCGAUGCUUUUUAUCUGGAGGCAAAGAGAUCAAUCGUUUCUACCACAGAUAAAAUACCUCCUUGGGUAAUUGUCAUGAUGAUAGUGUUAGGUUGGAACGAAUUUAUGGCAAUCCUUAGAAGCCCCACAUAUAUUAUUUUAGCUAUCUUAUGUGGAAGCAUCCUGUACAUCAUUUACUCCCUUAACCUUUGGGGUCCCGCAGAAAGAAUAGUGUCAACAGUGACAAAUGAAGCCACAAGAAUGAUUAAGGACAAGUUAAUGGAGGCAGCCAGCACAACUGAUCAAGGGAGACAACAAUACGAAAUGAGAAAUAUUAGAGAACACCAUGAUUAGUAAUAAUAAAUAUCUAUAAAUAAAAUAAUCCCAAUCAACUAUAAGUGUUUGGACUGGUUUUCUUUUUUUUUAAAAAAGUUUUUUUUCGUUUUCAUUUUAAAUAAAAAAAUAAAUUGGUGGUGAUAUGGUUUUGCCGACAGUAAUGGAUACAUAGUAUCUACCUUAGGCGUAGGAAUAUAUCAUCCAGAAAGUUUGAAAGCCAGAGUAUCUUCACCGAGUUUGUACCGAAGUACGCACUCAAGGAUCCAAUAACAUCCGACCCAUGCACAAACAAUCACUUAUUCAAGCUUGAGUUACUUCAGGAUAUACACAGAUAAAGGAUGAAACGAUUCUCCCAGAAGAUACUAAUACCCAAAGGUACUUUCUCCUCAAAACGAACCAUUUCCUAUGCCCUAUAGUAGUAACGUUUAUUUUUCAGAAA